Sorex araneus (European shrew) is the source of this 5695-nucleotide messenger RNA. It is a transcript of the gene SIGLEC5, whose product is annotated as sialic acid binding Ig like lectin 5. The record is from RefSeq and is a predicted model, not a curated record. The transcript has 15 exons. Lineage: Eukaryota; Metazoa; Chordata; Mammalia; Eulipotyphla; Soricidae. The coding region runs from base 1 to 2778 and encodes 925 amino acids.
AUGUACCUGCAGGAGCAGGUGGUGGUGCAGGAGGGGCUAGACCUGGACGGCUCCCUGGGCAUCAGCUGUGCUAGACGCUCGGACCAGGGCACCUACUUCUUCCGAGUGGAGCAAGGGAAUGUGAGAUACAGCUACAGGGCCAAGAUGCUGCAUGAGCGAGUGACAGGGCAGGAGGAGUACCAGCUGAACCUGCAGGAGCAGGUGGUGGUGCAGGAGGGGCUGUGUGCCCACGUGUCCUGCUCCUUCACCUUCCCCAGAACUCCUUUUUGGUCUCCACUCAUCGUCUACUGGUUCCGGGAGGAGGAUAAAGUUACGGACGCUCCUGUGGCCACGAAUGACGAACAGAGAUACGUGAAGCCAGGGACCCGGGGCCGAUUCCAUCUGCUUGGGAACCCCACAGACGGGAACUGCUCCCUGGGCAUCAGCAGCGCUACACCCUCGGACCAGGGCACCUACUUCGUCCGAGUGGAGCAAGGGAAUGUGAAAUACAGCUACAGGGACAAGAUGCUGCAUGUGCAGGUGACAGCGCUCACAGAGAAACCUGCCAUCCACGUGGCAGAGCCGCUGGUGUCGGGUCGCCCUGGGCGCCUCACCUGCAGCCUGCCAGGAGCCUGUGCAGCAACGGUCCUCCAGUUCUCCUGGGCAGGCGAGAUGCUCGGCCCCUCCCCACCAGCCUCCCCAGAGCUCAGCCUCACCCCGAGACCCCAGGACCACGGCAAGAGCCUCAGCUGUCGAGUGACACUCCUGAAGACUCAGGAAACCACGGAGACGACCAUCCGUCUCAACGUGUCCUCCCUGGAGACCACCAAAAAGGGUUCCCUGUCAGUAGAUUCUUGGAGGGCCAAGCCCCCCUCCUGCAGCUGUGAGCUCCCAGAGCAGCGGGGCUCCUGGCCGCUGGUGCUCACGCUGAUCCGGGGCGCCCUCAUGGGGGCCGGCUACCUCCUCACCUAUGGCCUCACCUGGGCCUACUACACCAGAUUUAAAAAUGAUCAUCAGGACCUGACAGGGGGACCAGCUGUGCCUGCGGGAGGAAGAGGGGGAGCAGGGCUGACUCUGUGUCCCCACCCAGGGCUCAGACAGGGGAACCAGCUGUGCCUGCAGGAGGAAGAGGGUGGAGGGGGAGGGGGAGGGCAGAGGGGAGCACGGCUGACUCUGUGUCCCCACCCAGGACAGAAGGACUCAAGGUACCAGCUGAAACUGCAGGAGGAGCAGGUGGUGGUGCAGGAGGGGCUGUGUGCCCACGUGUCCUGCUCCUUCACCUUCCCCAGAACUUCUUUUUGGCCUCCACUCAUCGUCUACUGGUUCCGGGACGGGGAUAAACUUAUGGACACUCCUGUGGCCACGAAUGACGAACAGAGAUACGUAAAGCCAGGGACCCGGGGCCAUUUCCACCUGCUUGGGAACCCCAGAGACGGGAACUGCUCCCUGGGCAUCAGCAGCGCUAGACGCUUGGACCAGGGCACCUACUUCUUCCGAGUGGAGCAAGGGAAUGUGAAAUACAGCUACAGGGACAAGAUGCUGCAUGUGCAGGUGACAGCACUCACAGAGAAACCUGCCAUCCACGUGGCAGAGCCGCUGGUGUCGGGUCGCCCUGGGCGCCUCACCUGCAGCCUGCCGGGAGCCUGUGCAGCAACGGUCCUCCAGUUCUCCUGGGCAGGCGAGAUGCUCGGCCCCUCCCCACCAGCCUCCUCAGAGAUCAGCCUCACCCCGGGACCCCAGGACCACGGCAAGAGCCUCAGCUGUCGAGUGACACUCCUGAAGACUCAGGAAACCACGGAGACGACCAUCCACCUCAAUGUGUCCUAUGCCCCACAGAACCUCACCAUCCACGUCUCCUUCGAAGCUGCCUCAGUCCUGAAGAUCCAGAAGACCACCUCAGCCCUUUCAGUUUUGGAGGGCCAGACAGUGUGGCUGCUCUGUGGAGCUGACAGCAACCCCCCUGCAGAGCUUAGCUGGUUUCCAAGGUCCCCAGGCCUGAAUGCCACCAUCCCCUCCCCCAACACGGCCAAGCUGGAGCUGAGGCUGCCAGAGGCCACAGAAGAUGUGGCGUUCCACUGCCAUGCUCAGAACUCUCUGGGCUCCCAGAACAUCUCUCUCAGGCUGUCUGUGCUCUCCCCCCCGAAGCUUCUGGGCCCCUCCUGCUCCUGGGAGGCCCAGGACCUGCACUGUAGCUGCUCCUCCCGCGCCCGGCCCGCCCCUGCUCUGAGCUGGUGGUUGGACCAGGGGCUGCUGCAGGAGAACCGCAGCAACGCCUCCUUCCAGGUCACCACCUCCAGACCCCAGGAAUCCUGGGCCAACAGCUCUCUGAGUCUCCGGGAGCGGUUCGGCACCGGCCUCACGGUCCGCUGCGAGGCCCGAAAUGUCCACGGGAUGCAGAGUUCCUCGGUUCUGCUGCAACCAGGGAAGCCCGGGGCUCUGUCGGCAGUGGUUACCCCGAUUCUCGGAGCUGCCAGUGUCCUGGCCCUGCUGUCCCUCUGCUUGUGCCUCGUGGCUGUCGCCUGCGUGGUGAGAGCUCGCAGGAAUGUGGUCAGCGCAGGACCAGGGGCUGUGGCCAGUGAGGCUGUGGCCAGUGAGGACCCCGUCAUGGACUCUGUGGCCUGGGGCUCCAGGGCAAAGCACUGGCCAGAUAGCCCCCCAGACCAGAUGAGCCCCACCCCAGGGGAGGCGCAGGAACUCCACUACGCCAAUCUCAGUUUCCAUAAGAUGCCGGUGAGGGAGCCCCAGGACCGCAAGAGCCACGUGCCCACCGACUACUCCGAGAUCAAGACCAGCAAGUGAUGGUCAGGACUCCGUGCUGACCCUGCCUGGCCUGAGGGCUGCUCCCGCCAGGCUCCCUGGAGUUUCCCCCAGUGGGCCUAAACACAGCACUGGCCUCAGACCUGGGUCUGCAGGCCCCAGCCCUGCCCAGCAGCGACUGCUCUGUACCUCGGCUUCCCCUCCCGAGACCCAGCAAUGACACAGCGGCCUUGAAGGCUGUUGGCGUCAUGGAAGAAUCACGUGGAGACAGCACUGGCAGCCGGCGCAGCCUGUGCCAUGGUCUCCCUCCUCCAACAGAAAGACCUUGCCGGCAAGUCCUCCAAGACUGGGGUGACCCGGGAUCGGAGCACAUGUGUACAUCGUUCCCUUUCCCGGAUUCUGCGAGGAACAAGGCUGGCCCCUCUGCGGACUUCUGGUUCCCUGGCUGAAGUUCUGCUCGCUAGGCCUCCUGACCCCCUCUGCUGUCCACUGAGUAUGUCCCUUCACCAGAUCACCUCUGGCCCCUUCCUUUUGUCACCCGUGCACCCCGAUAGUUGAUGUGGACCCUCCUGAGGGCCCUGGCACAUUGUCCAGGACCGUGCAGAGCUAGCAGGCCCCGGCUUGCGUUCCUGUGACCUUGCUGCUGUUGACACUCCUCUGCGAGCAGCCCCUCCCUUCAUUAAACCUUUGCUGCACUGACUUGGAGAUUGGCGAUGCCUCCCCCAGAGACUUGCAGCAGGGUCCCACCUUGUUUCCCUUUGGGGGGCAGGAGGUGGGAAUUUGGGGCCAUACCUGGUGAUGCCCAGGGGUCACUUCUGGUGGGGCUCUGCAGUGCCAGGAUGGAGCCAGUGGUGGUCACUUGUAAGCCAGACGUCUAACCCUCACACUCUCUCUGCAACCCUGGUUCACACCAUCUCACCCUUCAAAACUGAGUUCCUGGACAAAUUGGUUUAAGGGCCAGAUUGAUAGCACAGUAGAGAGGGCACUUGCUUGCACAUAGCUGACUGGGAUUGAAUCUUGGCAUCCCAGGUGGUCCCCAGAGCCCGCCAGGAGUGAUCCCUGAGCGCAGAGCCAGUGUGGUCCAAUAACAAACUCAAAAGUAAACAAACAAAAAUUUGGAUUGAGGGUAGACUGAAGAAAUGACUUCCUUAAGUUGAAGUCAUUUGAGGUUUGUUUUUUUUAAAGGAAAUCACUAUGAGGCUGGAGAGAUAGUACGGUGGGGAGUGAGCUAGUCUUGCACAUAGAUGACCUGGGUUCAACCCCCAGCAUCCCAUAGGGUCCCCUAUGCCCCCAAUGGGAGUGAUCCCUGAGCUCAGAACUAGGAGUAAGCCCUGAGCACCACCAGGUGUGACCAAACAACAACAAAUAUGUGUGAGUAUCACUAAAUUCAAGGUAGCACAGUUGUGUCAGACAUGCCGUGUUAGCUCACUUGGGCGAAUGUUUCUGAGACUUCAUUUAGAGAUACACAUUGGCAGCUUCAGAGCUAAAUCCAGGACCCAGGACCCCCAACCCUCAAGCUUUAGCCUCCAGAAAACCCCAAGUGACCUGGAAAAAAGACCCUGCUUUUCCCUUCCUGUGCCCUGAUUCCUGCUCUUAUGUUUUUUCUUUUUGGGGUGCUACACCUGGCUGUGCUCAGGAAUGACUCCUGGCUCUGCGGGGUCCUCCUGGCAGAGAUUAGGUUCUGGUCAUCCAACUGGCAUCAGUUGCCUGCAAGGCAAGCACCUCACCUACUGUCCUAUCUCUCAGCACUCUUACAUUUUUAAAUCACCAGUAAAGAACUGACCCACAAAAACCUACCCUCCUUGAACCCAGUGUAGACCCAGCAUGAUGGCUGCUGGGUCAGAGGAAGUGUCUAUGGAACCCAGGUGAGUCCCCAAGGCAUUCUAGCCAACAGCAUCAUAGCGGUAGGAUGGGACCCACACAGAACCAGCCCCGAGACCCAAACACACCAAGAGGGCUCUGCAAGUAGCUGGGAGAUGGUGUUGGGGGCUGGAGAUGGUGUUGGGGGCUCGACCUGGGAGGCUCUGGGUCCCAUUAGAGUCCCCCUUAUUUGGAAGGUUACUCUCUCCUCCUGCUUUCUGCUGCCAUCAUCUUUCUGGACUGUUUUUAGACAAAACCCAGGCAUAGCACAUCAACUGCUCUUCUGGUUUCCUUUGGAAGCUGGCGUAGCUCUGAGCAUUCUUCAUGGUGGUGGUGGUGGUGGCUGGGGUGUGUGUGACAGCCCCAGCCCCGGAAUCAACAGUGCGUCAGCGAUGCAGGACCCCGUUCAGGUGCCCGUGGCCUCCCUGAAUAUCAGUCUUCCACUGUCAAAAGAGAGUCACUAACAACCCUUUUCAGGUAGGCUGGGAGGAUUAAAUGGACAGAUACAGAGGAAGACACAGCCGGGUAUCUGGCAGGCCUUCACAGAGCUUUGUCCCUUCCUAAUGCUUAUCCAAAGGGGCGAGUCCAGCGCAGUCUCCCACGAAAGUGUGGUGUGGACCAGCAGCAGCAUAGUCUGGGCAUUCAGAACAUAACCUUGGUCUUCACAAUCUUCACUGCAACUGUGAAUUCCCAAGAACUCUGGGCAACCAAAAGGAUGAGGGAAAGCAGAGAUCAGUCCAACCCAGUCUUACCCACUGCUCCUCUCCUUCCCACGGGUACCCCAACCUGUUAGGAGUUUUCUGUCCUUUUUUAAUUUUAUUUUUAUUUUACUUUUUUAUUUUUUGGCAAGCUAUCCGUGGCAUAUUCGAUAUGCCAAAAAUAGUAACGAUAGGUCUCAUUCCCCCGACCCUGAAAGAGCCUCCAAUCGUUAGGAAAGAUGAGUAAGGAGAGGCUGCUAAAAUCUCACAGCUGGGAGGAAUAGAGAUGUUACUGGUGCCCGCUGGAGUAAAUCGACGAACAAUGGGAUGACAGUGAUACAGUGAUACAGUUUUUGGGUCACACCCAGCAAAGCUCAGAGGUUACUCCUGGCUCUACACUC